UAUUAAACAAAAUGGAGGAAGAACUAUGUUAUAGAGUUACACUAGUUAUAGAAAGAAAGUGAAAAUGAGAUUAGAAUUUUCAUUCUUACAAUAUUAAAACUCUGUAAAGGUAAACUGUGAUUAUUACAUUAUAUUGUGAAAAAGGAAAUGUGGAGUCCAACAAAAAAUAAGAAGUACGGUGUGGCACUGUACAAUUAUGAUGGUAAUACAAAGUAUGGCCUGCCUCUUGAGAUUGGUGAAACUGUGCAGAUUUUAGAAGAAUGUGGGGGUUGGUAUCGUGGUUUUUCCACAAGAAACAAAGCUUUAAAGGGAAUUUUCCCAGCAUCCUUUAUCCAUUUAAAAGCUUUUCGAAUAGAUAAUGAAGGAUUGUAUGAAACUGUCACUCCAGUGGAUGAUCCAACAGUACGGGAAGUAGCUUGUGUUUUAAGAGAAUGGCACGUGAUAUGGAAGAGAUUGUAUGUGAGGAGAGAGCUCACUCUAGUUUCCCAACUACAGGGUGUUAUGUGGGACCUAAUGGAAUGGCGACGCCAGAUAAUAGCUGGCACUCUUACCCAAGACCAGAUAAGAGAAGUCAAGAUAAAGAUCACUGCCAAAAUUGAUUGGGGAAAUAGGCAAUCGGGACUGGAUCUUGUGCCAAGGAUAGAUAGCGAGAUGGUUGAUCCUGAAACACUAAGUCCAGUGGAGCUGUAUCAUGUUCACCUCCAAAGCUCAGAAAAUGUUUCAGGACUUCUAGGCAGAGGGACCAAUAAGAAAAAAAAAUCAAAACGUGCCCAAACUCAUCACCUUUUUAUGCACAUGAGGGAUUUUGGGUAUUCUGUUGGGGAAGAUGUGGAAAUUUACUUUUCACUUUAUGAUGCUCAGCAGGCUGAGUUCAUCAGUGAAAGGUAUUUAGUCAAGUUAGCCAAAUAUGGACAUUCCAAUUUUAUGGAGAAAAUGCAUAACCACUGUACAAUAUUUACGGACCUAGGAAAUGCAGAUUUAAAUAGAGAUAUGUAUAUAAUUGUUCACGUUAUGAGGAUAGGACGAAUGUUGAGUGACAACAAAAAGUCUACAGCUCAACUCUACAAGAGACCACUUGGUUGUGGUGUUCUCGGGAUCUGUGAUGUUCUUUUGGAAAGGCAAGAAAGCAUAUUAGAAGAAGAGAGGGAAUUUACAAUUAAACUUAAUACAUGUCAUGAGUCAGACUUUCAUCAACUUCAUGAAUUCAUCUUCAGGAAGCAAAACAACAAAUAUAAUCUUCUCUCAGGGCAGCCUAACUAUGGAUUAAUUUUAUCAUUAAGAUUACUACAUGGUGACUUGGCACAACUUCACCAAGAGAAUCCACUACUUUUCAGGAACUUGAUUGUCACUUACAAACGAGGAUUUUCAGAUGUGAUCAUGCCAGGAGAUGUACGAAAUGACAUUUACCUAAAGCUUGAGAAGGCAGAUUUUGAAAGAGGAGGAAAGUCUACUGGGAAAAACAUAGAAGCUACAGUAAUUCUGGUCAGUGCUGAUGGAAAGUUUCUGGAGGGAAGUAUAAGUCCUGGAGCUGGUCAUGAGAACAUCACUGAAUACCAUUCCUUAGUUCUGUAUCAUAAUAACUGUCCUCGUUGGUCUGACAGGAUUAAACUUGCCAUUCCAAUAGAGAAGUUUGACACUGCUCAUCUGCGGAUAGAAUAUCGUCACUGUUCAACAAGAGAUAAAGAGAAGAAACUGUUAGGAUUUUCUUUCAUACAGUUGAUGGAUGAGCAUGGAGCCAUUCUCAGAAAUGGAAACCAUGAAUUGUAUAUUUAUAAGUGUGAAGAUAGGAUUAAACUACAGGAUCCAAAGGCUUAUCUUACACUACCAGUUGGACCAAAAGAUGGAGUUGGCUUCACCCAAGGUUGUGGGUCUGCUUCUGCUGGAGUGAUCCCUCCACCACCAUUCCCUACCUCUGUUCUGGGACAACCAUUUACCCGUAGCCCCAGAGAAACACUUGAAAUUCAUACUUUGCUUUGCUCAACUAAACUUACACAGAAUGGAGAUCUUCUUGCUCUUCUUAAAUGGAAAGCUCAUCCAGACAGAAUCCAAGAUACGUUAUUGAAGGUGAUGAAGCUGAAUGGGGAGGAGAUUGUAAAGUUUCUACAAGAUAUUCUUGAUGCUCUUUUUUCCAUGUUUUCUACUAUUGAUGGCAAUGCUACAGCCCAUUCAGGCUUAGUGUUUAAAGUUCUU
Molecule: messenger RNA, 2190 nt
Organism: Limulus polyphemus (Atlantic horseshoe crab)
Lineage: Eukaryota; Metazoa; Arthropoda; Merostomata; Xiphosura; Limulidae
Product: dedicator of cytokinesis protein 3-like
Exons: 21
Biological process (GO): small GTPase-mediated signal transduction
Cellular component (GO): plasma membrane; cytoplasm
Molecular function (GO): small GTPase binding; guanyl-nucleotide exchange factor activity
Source: RefSeq, a predicted model, not a curated record